AUGUGGAAUACAAAUCCUCUAUUUGAUUUGUUGUAUCAAUUGCAUAUAACACUUUGUUUAUUUGUCAUACCAUUAUGUUUUAUGGUACUGACUUACACUAGUAUCGUCAAGGUUCUAUGGGGAUCAAUACCAGCAGAAAAAAUACUAUCGGAUAAACAAAGACCUGUUAGUUAUAGUCAACAUACACUUACAGAUGGAACUGCUCAUUCUGAUGAUGUAAGUGUUCAUACUCCUUUGAAUGGUGUUCACAAAUCUUCAAAUUUAAUUGUACAAGAAAAUAGACAAAAAGCAGCAAAAAUGUUGAUCGCUAUUGUGGUAAUAUUUGCCAUAUGUUAUUUACCAGUUCAUGUCUUCAACUUAUUCAGGUUCGUUUAUGUCUAUUAUGCUCUUGCGAGAGAAAAAAGUCCAGCGGGUGAAGCUAACGCAUGUUUUGAACCAGAACGCGUUUCGUUAAGUCGCACUGACAAAUUUCGUCGAAAAUUCAAAGAACUUUUACAAUGUUGUCGAUGUAAAAGGAAAAAACUAUUGUUAGAUGAAAAAAAAAUGUUUAAUACAUCGAAUAUAAAUUCAUCAGCAUUACACCAUGAUAUAUCGACUACCACACCAAAUUUAAAUAGAACACCUGACAGUUUUAACAAUGCUAAAAAUAACAUGCACCAUUUGAGUCCUACUAGACCAUUUACGCCCGUUAAUAAAAGAACCGGGACAGUUCGUUUAACAAAUGUGUAA
Didymodactylos carnosus is the source of this 729-nucleotide messenger RNA. NCBI's taxonomy places the organism in Eukaryota, Metazoa, Rotifera, Eurotatoria, Philodinida, Philodinidae. The record is from the annotation of a GenBank genome assembly.